AUGUCGAAACAAGAGCAACAAGAUGUCAUACUCAAUAGUGAUACCAAUAAUGGUAAUGUUACUAAUGACACCACCACUACCGACACUAAUCAUGCUGACAAAAAUUUUUACAACCGAGCAUAUGCUUUCACCUCAGUUCUUUCCGUAAUGUUGCUUGGUACGUGGGCAAUCCCAGUUUGUAUGUUAUCAUCAAUCGUAUUCCUAAAGGUUGGAUAUCAUUGGAGUCAAUACUUUGGAGUGUUGAUAUGUCUUGUUGGUAUUGGAGUAUUGCUUGCAGGAGAUCUUAACUCGGGACAAGAUUUUAGUGGUGCAGUGAAUAUGGGACUUGGUGAUGCAUUUUGUAUCAUAGGUGCAACACUUUAUGGUGCGAGUAAUGUAAUAGAAGAAUUACUUGUGAGACAAAGAUCGGUGUAUGAGGUGGUCGGACAAUUAGGAUUUUGGGGAAUGAUUAUCAGUGGUAUUCAAUUUUUAAUUUUAGAGCGCCAAGAACUUUCCGCUGUAGAAUGGAAUGGAAUUGGAAUGCUACUUGCAUAUACUAUUUCAAUGGUGUUUUUUUAUACUGGAGCACCAAUACUUUUCAAAUUAUCAUCAGCUACAUUCUUUAAUCUUUCUUUACAAACAAUUCAUUUCUAUUCAUUAAUAUUUAGUUUAUUAUUAUUCGGUGCCCAGAUGCAUCGUCUUUAUCCUGUGUCAUUUGUUAGCACCAUCAUAGGACUGUGUUUAUUCCAUUACAAUCCAGAAUCAAGGCCUAGUUACGGUCAUCCUGCUUCUCUUUCUAUUGGUAGGGAUCGCAGUGAUGUCAAAGGUAACGAUGAUAAUGAGGGCCGGAAUUCUGAUGAAAUAAAAGUCGAGGAAAAUGAAGUUACUACUGAUUUAAAUGUAUAA
Messenger RNA from Entrophospora candida, 885 nucleotides. Lineage: Eukaryota; Fungi; Glomeromycota; Glomeromycetes; Entrophosporales; Entrophosporaceae. The record is from the annotation of a GenBank genome assembly.